This is a messenger RNA of Melitaea cinxia (Glanville fritillary), 1787 nucleotides long. Its product is annotated as ATP synthase subunit beta, mitochondrial. Lineage: Eukaryota; Metazoa; Arthropoda; Insecta; Lepidoptera; Nymphalidae. The transcript has a single exon. Gene Ontology annotation, biological process: proton motive force-driven mitochondrial ATP synthesis; proton transmembrane transport. Bases 86 to 1630 code for a protein of 514 amino acids. The record is from RefSeq and is a predicted model, not a curated record. Gene Ontology annotation, molecular function: ATP hydrolysis activity; ATP binding; proton-transporting ATP synthase activity, rotational mechanism.
CGUAAACUUCGACAAGCACCGAUUUUUUAAACGAAGAAGAUUUCGAAACACUGUACAUUCCUACGAACACUUUUAAAAAUCGAACAUGUUUUCUACCGUAGGUAGAGCUGGUCUUUUGGCCACAAGAACGGUAGUUAACAACUCCUUGGCAGAGAAGACACCUUUGGUAGCCGGAGCCCUAGUGAACAAACGUGAUUAUGCAGCCAAAGCAGCAGGAAAAGGUCAAGGUAAGGUGGUUGCUGUAAUCGGUGCUGUCGUUGACGUACAGUUUGAGGACAAUCUUCCACCUAUCCUAAAUGCCCUCGAAGUACAAAAUCGUUCACCACGUCUGGUGCUCGAGGUGGCUCAGCAUUUAGGAGAGAACACCGUUCGUACCAUCGCUAUGGACGGUACAGAGGGUCUCGUUCGUGGACAGCCCGUCCUCGACUCCGGCUCUCCGAUCAGUAUCCCCGUCGGCGCUGAGACUCUCGGCCGUAUCAUCAACGUAAUCGGGGAACCCAUCGACGAGCGUGGCCCCAUCCCUACUGACAAGACGGCCCCUAUUCACGCCGAAGCUCCCGAGUUCGUAGAAAUGUCUGUGGAGCAGGAGAUCCUGGUAACCGGUAUCAAGGUCGUAGAUCUACUUGCGCCCUACGCCAAGGGUGGAAAGAUCGGUCUGUUCGGCGGCGCCGGCGUCGGUAAGACUGUACUUAUCAUGGAACUGAUCAACAACGUCGCUAAGGCCCACGGUGGUUACUCAGUGUUCGCCGGCGUAGGAGAACGCACUCGCGAAGGUAACGAUUUAUAUCACGAGAUGAUCGAGUCUGGUGUCAUCUCACUGAAAGACAAGACAUCCAAGGUAGCGCUUGUGUACGGUCAGAUGAAUGAGCCCCCCGGCGCACGCGCCCGUGUCGCCCUCACCGGACUGACCGUCGCCGAGUACUUCCGUGACCAGGAGGGACAGGAUGUACUGCUCUUCAUUGAUAACAUUUUCCGUUUUACUCAGGCUGGUUCUGAGGUAUCUGCCCUGUUGGGUCGUAUCCCCUCUGCUGUAGGUUACCAACCCACCCUCGCUACUGACAUGGGUACCAUGCAGGAACGUAUUACAACAACUAAGAAGGGUUCCAUCACCUCUGUGCAGGCUAUCUAUGUACCCGCUGAUGACUUGACUGACCCCGCCCCAGCCACCACCUUUGCUCACUUGGAUGCUACGACUGUACUGUCCCGUGCUAUUGCUGAGCUGGGUAUCUACCCUGCUGUGGAUCCCCUUGACUCCACCUCUCGUAUCAUGGACCCCAACAUUAUUGGUGCUGAACAUUACAAUGUUGCACGUGGCGUUCAAAAGAUACUCCAAGACUACAAGUCUCUACAGGAUAUUAUUGCCAUCCUGGGUAUGGACGAGUUGUCUGAGGAAGACAAGCUGACUGUAGCACGUGCACGUAAGAUCCAGAGGUUCCUUUCCCAACCCUUCCAGGUAGCUGAAGUGUUCACAGGCCAUGCUGGAAAACUUGUACCUCUUGAAGAAACUAUCAAGGGAUUCUCUAAAAUCCUUCAAGGAGAGUAUGACCACUUACCUGAGGUUGCAUUCUACAUGGUUGGACCAAUUGAAGAAGUUGUUGCUAAAGCUGAAACUCUCGCCAAGAGUGCUUAAACUCUUCCCUAGAAGUUAAUGAUAGAUGGAAUAGUCAUUCAAAAAACUUAUAUUAUUUAUUAAUUUAAAAUUUGCAUGUCUACACCCGGUAUGAAAUGUAAAAAUUCAAACAAGAUAUAGCGGCAUAUGAAAAAUGAUCAAUAAAAUUUAAUAAUAA